Messenger RNA from Chinchilla lanigera (long-tailed chinchilla), 2399 nucleotides. RefSeq names its product kelch repeat and BTB (POZ) domain containing 4 (gene Kbtbd4). The record is from RefSeq and is a predicted model, not a curated record. Bases 172 to 1728 code for a protein of 518 amino acids. Gene Ontology annotation, molecular function: protein binding. The transcript has 4 exons. NCBI's taxonomy places the organism in Eukaryota, Metazoa, Chordata, Mammalia, Rodentia, Chinchillidae.
UGAGAAGGCAGGACCCGCAGGUUGGGAAACCGUGAGGUAAACGAAGCCCUAGUUCGGCGCGGAAGAGGCUGGGGCGAAGGUGACGACGCCGAAGAGACGGACGGGUUGGCCAGUUGGAGUCCCGGACUGCGGCUGUGAAUUUCCCAGCUGCAGAGAGAGAAGUUAGCCACCAUGGAGUCACUCGAGGAGCCGGGAGCGUCCAUGGAUGAGAACUACUUUGUAAACUACACUUUCAGAGAUCGCUCCCACUCAGGCCGAGUGGCUCAGGGCAUCAUGAAGCUGUGUCUGGAGGAGGAGCUCUUUGCCGAUGUCACCAUUUCCGUGGAAGGCCGCGAGUUUCAGCUCCACCGGCUGGUCCUCUCUGCCCAGAGCUGCUUCUUUCGGUCCAUGUUCACGUCCAACCUGAAGGAGGCUCACAACCGGGUGAUUGUGCUGCAGGAUGUCAGCGAGUCUGUGUUCCAGCUGCUGGUGGACUACAUCUACCACGGCACCGUGAAACUCCGGGCUGAUGAGCUGCAGGAAAUCUAUGAGGUGUCAGACAUGUACCAGCUGACGUCUCUCUUUGAGGAAUGUUCUCGGUUUUUGGCCCGCACGGUGCAGGUGGGAAACUGCCUGCAGGUGAUGUGGCUGGCAGAUCGGCACAGUGACCCCGAGCUCUACACCGCCGCCAAGCACUGUGCCAAGACCCACUUGGCCCAGCUGCAGGGCACGGAAGAGUUUCUGCACCUGCCACACCACCUGCUCACGGAUAUCAUCUCAGAUGGAGUUCCAUGUUCCCAGAACCCCACAGAAGCAAUAGAAGCCUGGAUCAAUUUCAAUAAAGAAGAAAGAGAGGCUUUUUCUGAGUCACUCAGGACUAGCUUGAAGGAAAUCGGGGAGAACGUGCACAUUUACCUUAUCGGGAAGGAGUCCUCGCGCACGCACUCCCUGGCCGUGUCGCUGCACUGUGCGGAGGACGACUCCAUCAGCGUCAGCGGCCAGAACAGCCUGUGCCACCAGAUCACGGCAGCCUGCAAGCACGGCGGGGACCUGUACGUGGUGGGCGGCUCCAUCCCGCGGCGCAUGUGGAAGUGCAACAACGCCACGGUGGACUGGGAGUGGUGCGCGCCGCUGCCGCGGGACCGGCUGCAGCACACGCUGGUGUCCGUGCCCGGCAAGGACGCCAUCUACUCGCUGGGGGGCAAGACGCUGCAGGACACGCUCUCCAAUGCCGUCAUCUACUACCGCGUCGGCGACAACGUGUGGACGGAGACGACCCAGCUGGAGGUGGCGGUGUCGGGGGCCGCCGGGGCCAACCUCAACGGGAUCAUCUACUUACUCGGGGGCGAGGAGAACGACCUGGACUUCUUCACCAAGCCCUCCCGCCUCAUCCAGUGUUUCGACACCGAGACGGACAAGUGUCACGUGAAGCCCUACGUGCUGCCCUUCGCGGGCCGCAUGCACGCGGCCGUGCACAAGGAUCUGGUGUUCAUCGUGGCCGAGGGGGACUCCCUGGUGUGCUACAACCCCCUGCUGGACAGCUUCACACGCCUCUGCCUGCCCGAGGCCUGGAGCUCGGCCCCGUCCCUCUGGAAGAUCGCCAGCUGCAACGGCAGCAUCUACGUCUUCCGGGACCGAUACAAGAAGGGGGAUGCCAACACCUACAAGCUCGACCCGGCCACGUCCGCGGUGACCGUCACCAGGGGCCUCAAGGUGCUGCUCACCAACCUGCAGUUCGUGUUGGCCUAAGGUGGGGACGGGGCGAGCAGCUCACGUCUUCACCCUCCGUCUUCCCCACCGCCCCAGCCGGACCCCAAAGCCCUGAGCCCCAAUCCCCAGAACGGUCUUCUGGACACUCUUACGAAGGCAGCCCCUCGGUCCUCGCCUGAGCCCCUAGGGUGACUGGUCAGGGCUUGCUUAGGCCACUGCUGUGCUGGCCGUGUGCACCUAGCGGUGCCCGCCUGCUCUGCCCUCCCCGCACCCUGGGCCUCGCCUCCGCCUCCCGAGCCGUGUGAAGUAGACGCAGCCCCGGUUCUGGGCCAGACGGAAGGCCCAGCCCCCUUGUCCCUGUGGCCGGUGGCACGGUAGUUGAGUUUUUCUCUUGGAGGAUGAGGGCCAGGGUUUCCCUUCCAACUUUGGUUGGAGAAAAGCUAAGCUGAAGGGGUCCUGCACCAGCAAGGGUCAGCUCUGGGAGUCAGCCAUUCAUUUUAGUCUCUCCGUCCACCCAUCCAUCAGCAAAAUGGCUUCUGUUUUCAUUUUGGCUCGCUCCAAGGGUGAGUGGAAACAGAAGGAAUUACUUCUAAUUGACAGCAGAAACUUUCCAAACUCAACAUAAUGUGUAAGGUGUCUGCUCUUUUCAAGGUUCUGGGCUAAAUCGAGCUAUAAACACAUGUUCAUACAAAUAAAGGUUUUUGAAGGGA